AUGAAGGACACAGAGCGCAUGUACUUGUGUCUGUCUCAGGAGCGGAUCAUCCAGUUCCAGGCAACCCCUUGUCCAAAGGAGCCCAACAAGGAGAUGAUCAAUGACGGCGCUUCCUGGACCAUCAUCUCGACAGACAAGGCAGAGUACCAGUUCUACGAGGGCAUGGGACCAGUGCGGAACCCUGUCACACCUGUGCCAAUUGUUCACAGUCUCCAUUUGAAUGGAGGCGGGGACGUGGCCAUGCUGGAGUUGACCGGCGAGAACUUCACCCCUGGCCUGAAGGUGUGGUUCGGCGACGAUUUUUUUUUGUGUGCAGUGGAUGACAACGAAUGCGAAUCUGAGGAAUUCACAGUGCGGGACGGCUACAUUCAUUACGGGAGCACUGUGAAGCUGGUGUGCUCUGUGACUGGCAUGGCCCUGCCGCGCCUCGUCAUCAGGAAGGUGGACAAGCAGAUGGCGCUGCUGGACGCCGACGACCCAGUGUCGCAGUUGCACAAGUGCGCCUUCUACAUGAAGGACACAGAGCGCAUGUACUUGUGUCUGUCUCAGGAGCGGAUCAUCCAGUUCCAGGCAACCCCUUGUCCAAAGGAGCCCAACAAGGAGAUGAUCAAUGACGGCGCCUCCUGGACCAUCAUCUCGACAGACAAGGCAGAGUACCAGUUCUACGAGGGCAUGGGACCAGUGCGGAACCCUGUCACACCUGUGCCAAUUGUUCACAGUCUCCAUUUGAAUGGAGGCGGGGACGUGGCCAUGCUGGAGUUGACCGGCGAGAACUUCACCCCUGGCCUGAAGGUGUGGUUCGGCGACGUGGAAGCGGAGACCAUGUACAGGUGCCAGGAGAGUCUGCUCUGUGUGGUGCCCGACAUCUCGGCCUUCCGGGGCAACUGGGAAUGGGUUCGGCAGCCGACUCAGGUGCCAGUGUCCCUCGUCCGCGGCGACGGCCUCAUCUACGCCACGGGCCUGACCUUCACGUACACCCCGGAACCCGGGCCCCGCCUCCACUGCCCCGCAGCCGACGGCAUCUUCCGCAACCCGGUGCACCCGCAGCAGCAGCAGCAGCACCAGCUGCACCCCAGCAUCCCGUCUGCGGGCCCGAGUCCCCUGGGCACCUACACCGAGCUGUCCCAACUACCACCUGCCGGCAUGUAACAAAGCGAGCGAAAAAAAACCGCAUAUUUACCAAGCAUGCAAAAACAAUGAUACAUCAGCAACAUUGAGGAAAUGAGGAUGUAGAGACUCCAGCUCUCAUAUGCCUGACGGGUGUUGAUUGUCGUCACCUCAUCGGAACUCUUCAUCGUCACAAUUACCCUCGUUGUUUGCUGUUGGUUGUUGUGGUUUUUUGUUGUUGCUGCUGGCCCUCAACAAGUCGCGUACAAUCAAUCAAUCAAUCAAUCAUCCCGAGUGCUGCUGUGUUUUUUUUUCUUUCUUUCUUUUUGUUUUUUUUUUUUGCUGCACGCGCAUGCACAUAUACCGAUCGUAAUAAUUGCAAAAAUAAUGAUGAUGAGUCGUCGCAGGGGAUGGAUGAGAUCUCCAAUUCUGCCAACUGUGCAGCAUGUGUUUAUUAGUUGGUAUAGUGGCAAAAGCUAUAUAGGAAGAAUAUGAAGAAGAAGCAGCAGAAGCAUUGCGAAAAUCAUAUCCACUGUCAUGGCGAUUUUUUUUUCGCCAUGACGCAAAAAGAUAUCAUUUAAUAAACAACUAAAAAGGCAUUUAAAUGCUCAUACUGCAGGUUUUUUUUUUUUUUUUCUGUGGGUUGCCGGAAAGAAAAAGACAAAUCCUUAGUGUUGCCAAGUAUUUGUCUUCAUGCUGCUGCAAAACCUUGGAGAGACGAGGGUUGUCCCAUUUCUACGCGACUUCUGGUAUUUUUAUAAUGCACUUGUGGUUGUGAAGAGAACCAUGCCGUAACCCGCGGUGUUUGAAGGUAUUGGGAUAUUUUACAGUUUUUAAAAACGUUUUUCAAUUUACUGCGCGUUGAUGUUUGAAAGCUGUCUGAAGUUACAGUCCGAGUUCUCAACUCAAGUCAGAGGGUUGUAAAAAUUUGUCGAUCGAACAUUCAAAAUUCUUCACGUAAAUUGUUAUGAAAAAUUGAAUGGGUAAAAGAAGGAAGAAAUUUCAAUUUUUAGUUGGCCCAACGAAUUUUUAUAUCUCCCAGCGACGACAUGUGCGGAGAACUCUGAUGACUGUGUAUCUGGACACUUCUCACUUCUCAGCAUGCUGCAAAUUGAAAGAUUUACUGAAAUUCCUAAAAUGGAAAAUCUCAAAACCUUUGAUCAUCAUCAUGGAUUAUACCAAGUUUUUUUUUUUAAUCACUCCUACUUAGAAAGAUAUCAGAGCGGUCGCGUCCAACUGAGACAAACCUUGCACUCUGAAUCAAAAGUAUGUAACCACACUUUUUGCACACGGAAAACACUUCUGUGUGUGUGUGUUUUUUUUUUGGAGAAAGGAUAGCGAUAAUCAUUUCUAAAUACCUGUUGGGUAUGAGGACGAGGGACACAUAUUUCUCUGAACCCUUCGUGAUUUUUGUUUUGAAUUUUAAAUAUAUAGGGACCAAUCCCCCGAAAGCGGCAGAUGAGCAUACUCAUUAAAUUAGUGUUGCCUGUUCAAUUUUUUUUUUUUUUUUGGAAGCAAGAAUUUUUAGAAGAGACGGAAGUGAGGGAAAAAGAUUGCGUGAAUGUCGGAGAGUGACAAUGCGUGUGUGUCAUGCAAAGGGGUUGGGAUGCGGGUAAAAAGUUUUCCCAACCAAAAUGUGUAUUCUGCAGCAGUUCCAAAGAGGAGGAUAGUGUCUUUUUUUUUUUGUUUGCAAGUGUACGGAAUAAUCCGCUGAGAAAGAAAAGUAGACGAGACAUUGUUUUUACCUUCAAAAUCUGCUGGAAUGGUUCGUCGCCAAUCUAUUCUGUCCAGCAUCGGAAGGCUUUAUAGUGUUUUAUUUUAUUUUUUCGCGUUAUCUUUUUUUUUCUUGGCUGGGAUUGACGUUCUGCAUAAAAAGAAAUUGUGUGGAAAUGAAUUUUCCAUGUGAUACAAGAAUACUGUGAUAAAAGAAUAUGUAAUGUUUAUUUCAGCUGGAUAUGUCAGUUUAUUGGAAGCGUGGGGAUGAAUAAAUGAGCAGACAAUCCAAGCUUUGAGGCAUGAGCAUGUCUUUUGAACAA
Messenger RNA from Notodromas monacha, 3143 nucleotides. Lineage: Eukaryota; Metazoa; Arthropoda; Ostracoda; Podocopida; Cyprididae. The record is from the annotation of a GenBank genome assembly.